Molecule: messenger RNA, 819 nt
Organism: Euleptes europaea (tarantolino)
Lineage: Eukaryota; Metazoa; Chordata; Lepidosauria; Squamata; Sphaerodactylidae
Gene: PLEKHF1
Product: pleckstrin homology and FYVE domain containing 1
Exons: 1
Coding region: 1-819 (272 amino acids)
Molecular function (GO): metal ion binding; phosphatidylinositol binding
Source: RefSeq, a predicted model, not a curated record
AUGGUCGAUCACCUGGCGAACACAGAGAUCAACAGCCAACGUAUUGCCGCGGUAGAGCACUGCUUUGGGGCGUCGGGUCAGCCGCUGGCCGUGCCAGGAAGGGUCCUCUUGGGCGAAGGCAUUUUGACCAAAGAAUGCCGCAAAAAGGCCAAGCCACGGAUCUUCUUCCUUUUCAACGACCUUCUUGUGUAUGGCACCAUCGUGAUCAACAAGAGGAAGUACAGCUCCCAGCACAUCAUACCCCUGGACGAAGUCACCUUGGAAACCUUGCCAGAUACUUUGCAAAUGAAGAACCGGUGGAUGAUUAAAACCUCCAAGAAGUCCUUUGUUGUCUCCGCCGCCUCCCUCACCGAGAGGAAAGAGUGGAUCAACCAUCUGGAAGAAUGCAUCCGGCACCUGCUGUCCAAAACGGGCCAGCGGCCCCCCACGGAACACGCCGCCCCUUGGAUCCCCGAUAAGGCCACCGAUAUCUGCAUGCGCUGCACCCACACCAAGUUCUCCACACUCACGCGCAGGCACCACUGUCGCAAAUGCGGCUUCGUAGUAUGCGGGGAGUGCUCCCGGCAGAGGUUCCUCAUGCCCCGGCUUUCUCCCAAGCCUUUGAGGGUUUGUAACCUUUGCCAUAAACAGCUGGUGGCCGAGAAAAAGAAAACCGAAGAGCACCACACCCAGGCAAGCCCAGCUGAGUCACCUCUAGUAGGCUAUGACCCUUCAAGCGGGGACGACAGUGAUAGAUCUGACGAGGAUAAAGUGGAACAGUGGCCGGCUGAUACUGAGUUUUACACAUCGGGGGUGGCGUGGUCAUCUUUCCAUAGGUGA